Triplophysa dalaica is the source of this 10187-nucleotide messenger RNA. It is a transcript of the gene frem2b, whose product is annotated as FRAS1 related extracellular matrix 2b. Gene Ontology annotation, molecular function: calcium ion binding. The record is from RefSeq and is a predicted model, not a curated record. Gene Ontology annotation, biological process: homophilic cell-cell adhesion; cell communication. Lineage: Eukaryota; Metazoa; Chordata; Actinopteri; Cypriniformes; Nemacheilidae. The transcript is spliced from 24 exons. The coding region runs from base 138 to 9506 and encodes 3122 amino acids. Gene Ontology annotation, cellular component: membrane.
UGGUGCACCUUUGCGCGAACGCGAAUGGGAGGUAUUUCACGUGCGCACUUACUUUAUUUUAACUUUUUCCUUCAUCUUUCAACGGAUUUUACUCUCAUCUUUCAUAACGUAAGCUCGUCAUUUGGCUCGCAUCACCAAUGGCUCGGAGCACAUCAGAGCGGCGACCGCGCAGAGGUUUUGUACGUCUCAACGUGCACUUGUUUUCAUUUAUAUUGACUGUGAUAUGUGAUGCAUCCGCACAGGGUUACGAGAGGUUGGGGUUAACCUAUGGUUUGAGAUCUGAGCUCUCAGAAGAUGCUAUUCUUGUCGCAAAUAAUGGAAUACGUGUUCCCUUCGGUAGGUCUGUAUACAUCGAUCCGAUCAAUGACUUAGUUACUCAAGUUCAGCCCGGCGACAAGUGCACCAUAACGGUUCUGGAUAACGAUCCGUUAUCACAGAGACCAGGACAGCUUUCCCCGAAAAAGUUUCCUUGUCUAUUCGGUCACAGCGAUGUAAAGUACUCGCAUUUCGGAUCUACGAGCCCUUCGAAAGACAGGGUAAGACUUCAGCUGAGGUAUGAUACACAGACUGACACAGUUAUUAUUCCCUUUAUGAUGGAAGUGGAGGUGAUCUUCACCCAGCUUGAGGUUCUGACCAAACACAUGCCUCUAGUAGUAGAAAAACUGCUUGGGAUGAGUAACUCCAUUGAUAAGAAAGUCCUGGAGUUCACAUAUGAUAGGAACGCUCACGUGUGUAAAAUGACACCUCUGGUCAGUGGCGGUACUUUGCCAAGAUAUGGAAAGCUGGUUGAUGAUGGUAAAUUAGGGAAACCCGUGGACUGCGAUGAAUUUGUCACGAUGAACGUACGCUAUCAGCACACUUUUGCACAUCGCUCCCCAAACAGAGAUUACAUUCCCAUGUAUUUAGAAUUACAAGACAAAGAAGCGAACGUACUCAAGCAAGAGUUUUUCCAAGUCGUGGUGAUCAUAAAGGAGGGCGAGGAGAACACGGCUCCCAAACCAAGUUUCGUGGCCAUGAUGAUGAUGGAGGUCGAUCAGUUUGUGAUGACGGCCAUAACCCACGACAUGCUGGCGGCUGAGGAUGUCGAAUCUAAUCCUGACGAUUUAAUCUUUAACAUCACUUCCCCGCUGUCUUUUGAGGAAGGCUACAUUGUCAGCACAGAUGACAGGAAUUUGCCUAUCACGUCGUUUUAUCAGAAGGACCUGAAGGAUCUUAAAAUAGCCUAUAAGCCUCCUUCUGUGGAUUCGGAUGCUGAGAGGAUUUUCCAAAUUGAGUUUGUGGUUGUAGAUACUGAGGGCGCCAUAUCAGACCCCUUUGCUUUUAUGAUAGUGGUUAAACCUAUGAACACACUAGCACCGGUCGUGACCCUUAAUACAGGGCAACUUCUGUAUGAGGGUCACUCCAGGCCGCUGUCCAGCUCUGAAAACUUGCAAAUUAGUGAUGAGGACAAUUUAGACCACGUCCAGAUAACUGUUAUCGAUGGGCUUCGCCACGGACAGCUCACGGUGCUCGGUUCGAGGCGCAAAUACUUUACCCCAGCAGAUCUUGAUGUAGGUAGCGUUCUCUACCAACACGAUGGCAGUGAUACAUACAGCGAUAAUAUCAUUUUCAGAAUGACGGAUGGUAAACACGAAGUUGAGUUUUUAUUUCCCAUCACUGUGGUGCCAACCGACGACGAGCCUCCUAUAAUUAAUGCCAACACAGGUUUGAUCCUAUCCAAAAACCAAAUGAUGCCCAUUUCCCCUUUAACGCUUAGCGCGGCAGAUAUAGAUUCGGAGGAUUCAACUAUUAAAUUUAUUAUGUCGCCUCCCUACUCUACUAUCGGAGAAGUAAUACUUAGGCAGUCGGAUGCACCUGAGGAUCCGUCCACCUGGAGGUUCAAUGCGGAAGAUGAAAUGUACGAGAAAGUAGUGACGGAAUGGUUCCAGCAAGACAUCACGAACGAGAAGCUGUUUUAUAGACACAUCGGACCACAUAAUACAAAAACCAUCAUGGACCAGUUUAAUUUUUACGUGCAAGAUGACAACGACCCCCCAAACCAAUCAGGUGAAAGCUCAUUCUUCAUAAAAGUUCUCCCUAUUGAUGAUAUUCCUCCCGAGCUGUAUCAAGGGACCACCUUGCAACUGACCGUGCAAGAGUAUCACCUCACGUAUUUUCGAAAGAAAUUCUUGCGCUACACAGAUUUAGACUCAGAAGAUAGGGAUUUAAAAUACACCAUUACCCAGCUGCCCACAGACACAGAUGAAAACAGCCCUAGCAUUCUGGGAACCAUCGUAUUGACUGAGAGUCCGCACAUAGAGGUCACCGAUUUCACUCAGGCACAGAUAAAUCAUCACAAGAUCGCAUACAAGCCUCCAGAUCUAGAGCUUGGAAUAACUCCACACGUGGUGCAGUUUCGCUUCAAAGUGGAAGACACUGCAGGAAAUAGUGCCGAUGGAGUUUUUACCAUAUUUUUAAAACCUGUCGACAACAAGCCCCCUCAGAUCACCAACAGUGGUUUCACCAUACAGGAGCGAGGAACUUACGUCAUCACACGCCUCGAGUUGGACACCACGGAUGCAGAUACGGACAGCUCACAGAUACUCUUUACGAUCACCCAACCUCCAACGCACGGUCAGAUUAAAUACAUAUUCACUGAUAUGACUAAAGGAGAUUCAUUUAACCUGCAAGAUAUAUCUAAUGGUAGAAUAUCCUAUGUUCACAACGGAGAAGAGUCAACUAGCGAUUCCUUCAAACUGGAUGUCAGCGAUGGCCUCCACAUUGUCACAAUCACAGUCAGGAUUAACGUGAAACCGAUUGAUGAUGAAGCUCCUACUAUAAGUCUUCCAGAGGGGACUAUUGGUUCUUACAUUGAUGUUUUGGAGAACGGAGCAACUGAGAUCACCACCAACGUUAUUCGGGGUCGAGACAAGGACACCGAUGACCUCAGACUGACCUUUAUAGUGGAUGAUCCCCCAGUGUUUGGUGAGAUAUUAGUGAAUGGAGGGCCAUCCAAUAGAUUCACUCAAGCAGACAUCAUUAGUGGUUUGGUUGUCUAUGCACACACGAGCGGAGAAAUUGGCUUUACAACAAAACACGACUUCUUUAAUCUUACUCUCACUGAUAUGUCUGAUGAAUGGUCUGUGGGGGGUAAUAAAAUCAAAGGGGUGCAAGUGCAGGUCACCAUUUUGCCAUUGGACAGUCAGGCCCCUGAGGUCUUUAUCGGCCCCCCGUUUCGUGUCGUGGAGGGGGAGAAGAACGUUAUCGAAAUUUUGCACAUAAGCGCUAAUGAUAUAGACACACCUAACGAUGACCUUCUUUGCACUAUUAUCGUACAGCCCACCUCUGGGUACGUUGAGAACAUCUCUCCAGCUCCAGGCUCUGAGAAAUCCAGAUCAGGUAUUGCCAUUAGCGCUUUCACCAUCAAAGACAUUAAAGAAAAUCACAUUUAUUAUGUACAAAGCAUCCACAAAGGUGUUGAGCCCAUCGAGGACAGGUUCACUUUUAGAUGUUCAGAUGGGAUUAACUUCUCAGAGAGGCACUUUUUCCCGAUCGUGAUCAUACCAGCCAAUGAUGAAAAGCCUGAGAUUCAUAUGAGAGAGUUUGUGGUGAUGGAAGGCAGGAGCAUAGUGAUUGACACCCCGAUAUUAAAUGGAGCCGACGUUGAUAUUCCGGCGGAUGAACUCACGUUUAUUAUUUCGAAGCCUCCUAAACACGGAUAUAUUUUCAAUCAGCUCUCCAUAGGCACCGUUCCUGUGACAAACUUCACCCUGGAUCAGAUACGAGAGUCUUCGAGUAUUGUGUACGAGCACGACGAUUCGGAAACCACGGAGGACAGUUUUGAAGUCCUGCUCACCGAUGGGAAAUUCACAGUGCAGAACACCGUCAUGAUCAUGUUGAUUUUAGUUGACGAUGAAACUCCAAGAAUGGCAAUUAAUGAUGGCCUUGAAAUAGAAAUAGGUGAUGUCAAAAUAAUCAAUAACAAAGUUUUAAAAGCAACUGAUCUGGAUACAGAAGACAGCAUUUUAACCUACAUCAUCCGUUACGGUCCCAACCAAGGUAUUUUACAGAAGAGAACUUCAUCCGGACUGCUAGUAAACAUAACCGUUGGUAUGAACUUCACGCAAAAUGAGAUCGACCAAGAAUUGAUCAUGUACUUUCACAACGGACAAGAGGGAGUCCGUGACCUUAUCAAAUUUGAUGUUACUGAUGGCAUUAACCCUUUAAUCGAUAGGUACUUCUAUGUAACUGUAGGCGGAAUAGACAUGGUAUUUCCCGACGUGAUCAGUAAAGGUGUUUCUCUUAAAGAAGGUGGACGAGUGAUCCUGACCACAGAUCUCCUCAGCACCAGCGAUCAUAACAGUCCCGAUGAGCACUUGGUGUUUACUAUAACUCGUGCCCCUGUAAGAGGUCACCUCGAGUGCACCGACACACCUGGUAUGCCCAUUACUUCAUUUGCUCAACUUCAACUAGCUGGAAGUAAAAUUUACUACAUCCACACCUCUGAUGACGAAGUCAAGAUGGACAGCUUUGAGUUCGAGGUGACGGACGGUUACAACCCUGUGUUCCGCACCUUUCGUAUUUCUAUCACCGACGUGGACAACAAGAAGCCUGUGGUCACCAUUCACGGGCUGGUCGUCAGUGAAGGUGAAAAGAAGCUUAUCACCCCUUUUGAGCUCACGGUGGAGGACCGUGAUACCGUCGACCACUUUUUAAAGUUUACCAUCACCCAGGUGCCCGUCCGUGGCAAGUUGCUGUUUAAUAACACCAGACCUGUCACUUCCUUCACCAAGCAGGACCUGAAUGAAAACAUGAUCAGCUACAAGCAUGACGGGACGGAGUCUGCCUCCGACAGCUUUUCAUUUAUGGUGACUGAUGGUACUCACACAGACUUUUAUGUAUUUCCCGACACGAUUUAUGCAACUCGUAAGCCCCAGAUGAUGAAAAUCACAAUUCUUUCAGUGGACAAUGGUGUUCCACAGGUGGUGACCAAUAAGGGUGGUACGACGUUAAGAAUUCUCUCCACUGGGCACUUAGGAUUCCUGAUUACAAGUAAAAAUUUAAAGGCAGAGGACAGAGACAGUAUUCAAGGAGCAGUGACUUUUAAAUUGACGGUGGGUGCAGAGCAUGGCUACCUAGUGGAUUUGGGCAAAGGCAAUGCCACUAUCACCACAUUUACCCAAGCUGACAUCGAUGACAUGCACAUAUGCUACGUGCUACGAGAUGGAGACAAUGCCACAAGCGACAUUUUCUACUUUUCCAUUGAAGACAACGGUGGCAACAAGCUAAAAAACCAACAGUUCAGACUAAACUGGGCUUGGAUUUCUCUGGAGAUGGAGUAUUACCAGGUGGAUGAAGAAUCCAAGUUUCUGGAGGUGACUUUAAGAAGAAGAGGCUACCUUGGCGAGACAUCAUUUGUUAGUAUCGGGACCAAAGAUGGCACUGCUGAAAAGGACAAAGAUUUCAGAGGAAAGGCCCAGAAACAAGUCCAGUUUAACCCUGGUCAGACCACUGCCACCUGGAAAGUUCGCAUCUUGUCGGACAGCCUGUACGAGCAGUCCGAGGCCUUCCAGAUUGUUCUGUCCGAGCCUGUCAUGGGUGCACUGGAGUUUCCAGAGGCAGCGACAGUGGAAAUUGUCGACCCUGAGGAUGAAUCCACAGUGUUCGUCCCUUCAUCUGUGUUCUUGGUUGGGGAAGAUAUUGGAGAGCUUCUGAUUCCUGUGCGGAGGUCUGGAGAUGUCAACCAGGAACUCAUGGUUAUCUGCUUUACACAACAAGGUACGGCUAAGGGCACGGUCCCCACCAUGGUGCUUUCCUAUUCUGACUACAUUUCCCGACCGGAGGAACACCACAGCGUGCUGCGGUUCGAUAAAGGCGAGACAGAGAAGCCCUGCCGUGUGGUCAUCAUUGAUGACUCGCUCUAUGAGGCAGAGGAAAGCUUUAAUGUUACCCUCAGCAUGCCCAUGGGCGGCCAACUGGGACAGGAGUUUUUCACCACAAGAGUCACCAUUUUGCCCGAUGCAGACGAUGCACCAGUCUUCUAUUUCGGUGACAUGGAGCACCACGUGGAUGAGAGCGACGGUUAUGUUGAAGUGCAUGUCUGGCGAACAGGAAGUGACCUCUCCAAAGCCGGAACAGUCACAGUGCGGUCUCGAAAAAGUGACCCAGUUUCAGCUGAAGCUGGUGUGGACUAUGUUGGGAUUAGCAAGAACCUGGACUUUGCCCCCGGCGUCAAUAUGCAGACGUUCAGAGUUACCAUUCUGGAUGACCUUGGACAACCCGUGCUGGAGGGACCAGAGAAGUUUGAGCUGGUCCUCCGUAUGCCCAUGAAUGGCAUAUUGGGAGAACCGGGAAAAGCCACUAUCUACAUCAAUGACUCUAUUUCAGACUUGCCCAAAGUGCAAUUUCGAGAUGCGUCAUACACCGGUCAUGAGAACGACGGACAGAUAUCUGCUAUUGUGUACCGCAAUGGAGAUUUGAGCUACAAGUCCACCGUUCGCUGUUACAGUCGCCAGGGCUCGGCUCAAGUCAUGAUGGACUUCAAUGAGAGACCAAACACAGACGUCUCCACCAUCGUCUUUUUACCAGGAGAGGUGGAGAAACCCUGCGUUUUGGUCCUCGUGGAUGACACUGAACACGAGGAAGAGGAGGAACUGAGAUUGGUGCUUGGAAGUCCCAAGAGUGAGUCUCCGUUCGGAGCGUCCAUAGGGACUCAGAAUGAGACGCUCAUCAAGAUUAAAGAUGACGCCGACAAGGCCAUUAUCAGAUUCGGCGCAACCAAGUUUAGCGUGAGCGAACCCAGCGAGUCCGGUCAGCUGUCAGUGGUGAGGAUUCCGGUGCAGAGAGUAGGAGACACAUCCAAAGUGUCUGUGGUUCGAGUCCACACAAAGGAUGGCUCGGCUUCUUCUGGAGUAGAUUACCACCCUAUUUCAGAAGAUAUCGAGUUUAAAGAGGGAGAAACAGAACACAUUGUGGAGGUGGAAAUUCUAUAUGAUGGCGUGCGAGAGAUGAGGGAGGCUUUCACAGUCCACUUGAAACCCGAUGAGAACAUGGUAGCAGAGAUUCAGGUGACCAAAGCCAUCAUCUACAUUGAGGAGACAAACAGUAUGGCUGACGUCACCUUCCCAUCUGUGCCAGUGGUGGUGUCACUGUUGCAGUACGAUGAUACAAGCAGGACUAGAGACGCUCGGCUGGUCACAGGAUAUCCUGUAGUCUGUGUCACGUCGUGCAACCCUAAGUACCCUGAAUUUGACCGGACGGGCUCCAUCUGUGCUGCCGAGCACAUCAACAACACACUGACCCGAUACCGCUGGUUGGUCAGCGCCCCCACGGGACCAGACGGGGUGACCAGCCCCAUGAAGGAAGUGGAUUUUGACACCUUCUUCAGCUCAUCCAAAACCAUCGCUUUGGACUCUGUGUAUUUCCAGGCCGGCUCACGGGUGCAGUGCGCUGCCCGGGCUGUGAACUCAAAUGGAGAUGAAGGUCUGGAGCUCAGUAGCCCCAUAGUCUCCGUCAGCCUGGAGGACGGUAUGUGCCAGCCCCGGGUUGUUGGCACAAUUGGAGCUGAACCGUUCUCUGCCAGACUGCGCUACACUGGAGCAGAAGAUCCGGAUCAUCCAAACCUCAUUAAACUCACUGUCACCAUGCCUCAUAUAGACGGCAUGCUACCUGUGGUCUCCACCCGUCCCCUCUCUAACUUCGAGCUGACCUUGAGUCCAGAUGGCACACGUGUAGGCAACCAUCGCUGCUCCAACCUGUUGGACCACACAGAGGUGCGAACACGCUAUGGUUUCAUUACUAAUGCCACACGCAACCCAGAGGCCAUCGGCGGAACUGCACCUUACCAGUACAGCUCAUCCCUCAGAGGCCAGAAAACACUGCGCUUCUAUAGAAACCUGCACUUGGAGGCCUGUUUGUGGGAGUUCGUCAGCUACUAUGACAUGUCUGAACUGCUCAGUGAUUGCGGAGGAACCAUUGGAACUGAUGGGCAGGUUCUGAACCUGGUGCAGUCGUAUGUCACGCUGCGUGUCCCUCUGCACGUGUCUUACGUGUUUCAUUCACCUGUUGGCGCCGGCGGUUGGCAACACUUUGACCUGCAGUCGGAGCUGCGUCUCACGUUUGUUUAUGAUACGGCCAUUUUAUGGAGAGAUGGCAUUGGCAGUCCAGCAGAGGCAGAAUUACAAGGCUCUCUGUAUCCCACAAGCAUGCGCAUCAACGAACACGGCCGCUUGGUUGUCAACUUUCGCACAGAGGCGCGUUUUCGUGGACUCUUUGUCACUGCGCACUCAGCCACACCUCUUACCUCCAUGGUCAUGUGCGCGGAGCACCCUGGACUGACCUUCAACCUCAGCUUGGUGAGAAGUGAGCCCACUUACAGCCAGCCCAUGCAGCAGUGGACUUUCAUCUCUGACUUUGCUGUAAGAGACUACACGGGCACGUACACGGUGAAACUGGUUCCCUGUACGUCUUCUCUCAAUGUUGAGUACACGUUACCUCCUGUGUGUCACCCCAGAGAGCCAGUGACCUUUGAUCUGGACAUACGCUUCCAGCAGGUAAGUGAUCCGGUCGCAGCAGAGUUCAGUCUGAAUACACAGAUGCUCCUGCUUUCAAAAAGAACUCUCUGGCUAUCCGACGGCUCCAUGGGUUUUGGCCAGGAGAGUGAUGUUGCUUUCUCCGAAGGGGAUGUCAUCUAUGGCCGCAUAAUGGUGGAUCCUGUUCAGAAUCUUGGAGACUCGUUUAUCUGUAACAUUGAGAAGGUGUUCCUCUGUACAGGGGCUGAUGGAUACAUUCCAAAAUACAACCCUGACAACUUUGAGUUUGGCUGCUUAGCUGACUCACCGUCUCUUUUGUACAGGUUUAAGAUCAUUGACAAAGCUCAGCCAGAGACUCAAGCAAGAACAUUCGGUAGCAUUAGUUUCAAUGCUUAUCUUGCUGUAGAUGAUCCUCAAGCGCUUCCUCUAGUGAGACAGCCGGGUUCUGAUGGCUUUAGACUGGACUCUGCAGCUUUGUUUCAGGUGUCAGCAGGAAGAGAGUGGUACAUUCACAAUAUUUACACCGUCCGAUCCAGAGAUAAUGCUAACCGAGGCAUUGGGAAAAGAAGCGUAGAAUAUCAUUCUUUGACACACAGCCGCCACUCCAUUUCCACCAGCCAAUCGCGCAACAAAAGGUCAGCCAAUGGCGUUCCAGAUUUGGCUGAGGGAAUCGGUGCAGAGAAUAACCGUGGCACAAACAUCUUGCAUUUAGCACUGGACCACAGCUCUCAAAAGCAUCUCGAUCUUGACCUGGAAUCCCAAGCCGAGGGUGUUGUUCCCAGAGAACUGAAUCACAGGGAAAGCAGCGAUGAUCGAAUUGUGGUUAUCGUAGGAAUUUUGGUCGCUCUUCUCUUCACCGUUCUGAUGGUUAUUCUUGUCGUUCUGGUAGUGCGAUCCAGACAAAAAAAGAAUGUUACAGAGACCCCGAAAAGCUCCAGCAGCAAAGAGCCCAUGAUGAGACAAGUUCCCGAAAGCAACGACAGUUCCGAGGUUUGAUUUUUAUUGAAAUCGUUUUUAGUCUGCAAGUGCCUCCAUCGCUUGGGCACAGAAAAGACACAUAUUGACUCGGAGUGGUUGUCCUCUACCUCUCCUCUGGAAUUGUCCAAAAGUGUACUUGAAAGUCAUAAGCACUUCUGUUAUCACUGCUUUAGUAAUUCCUGCUAGAAUAUUGUCAAUUGGUAGCAAGAGCCUGUUGUAUAUUACUGCUAUGAUGGUAUUCAUCUAAAUGAUAAUUUAACUUUAUAUCCAAAGGUGCUAGAUGAAAGAAUUGCAUUGUGGGAAAAGAUUGUUUAAGUGCUGAUUGUUUUCAGUUGUCGAAAAAUGGUAUUGAAAGAAUGAAAAUGUCAUAUAUUAUUGGAUCGAUAAUCUUAUUGAUGACGUGAAAUAGGUUGUUGUCGCAUUUGUUUAUUUUUCACUCCUCACACGCCAGAGGAAAUGUACUGUUCUACAUUUUAUGAUGUCGAAUGUGUUUAUGCUGUUAGUAUUCAUUUCCAUAUGAGAUUGAUUUAUUCUUGGCAAACAAAACACAUUCUUACUACGGUUUCUGUAUUUUAAGUAUUUAUGGUCACUAUCAAGGUUGCAUGAUUUCCUUUUUAUCAACACUUUUUGUGUAAAAUGUAUAAUAAAAUGUAUAAUAGUGUAAAUUCAGAUAAAUUGUUGGGAAAAUCAAAAAAUGUA